AUGUUUGCCGAUGACAUAAAGAUCUGGAGUACCAUACGAAGCGAAGUUGACGAGGCGCGACUGCAGACAAACCUGGACCACCUCGAGCAAUGGUCGAAAGACUGGCUUCAACCGUUCAACGUAAACAAGUGCAAUUUCCUGCGCGUCGGCAGAACCAGUUCUCCUAACCACACAGUCUACCGUCUGACUGACAAAGCACUGCAAGAAGUCGACGCCCAGAAGGACUUGGGUGUAUGGAUCGCAACCUCGCUGAAGCCUUGGCUGCAAUGUUCAAAGGUGGCCAUGUCGGCGAUAUCCAUUCUAUACCUCGUCAAACGGGCGUUCUCCUCCUUUGAUGAAGACUGCUUCGCCAAGGUCUUUCAAACCUUCGUGCGACCGCAUAUGGAGUUUGCUAUCCAAGCAUGGAGACCCUGGACCGCUAAAGACUUUGGCAUACUUGAAAAAGUUCAACGGCGAGCAACGAAACUUGUAUCUGGGCAGUGGUCACCUCCCUACUAA
Molecule: messenger RNA, 498 nt
Organism: Spirometra erinaceieuropaei
Lineage: Eukaryota; Metazoa; Platyhelminthes; Cestoda; Diphyllobothriidea; Diphyllobothriidae
Source: the annotation of a GenBank genome assembly